AUGAAGCCCUGGCAACUCACAGCGUCCGCUGCCCUGGCCAAGAUUCAGAGCGCCGAGUUGACCGUCGAGGCCUACACCAGGUCGCUCCUCGAGCGUAUCGAGCAGCGCGAUGAUGAUGUGCGAGCCUGGGUAACGCUUGACAAGGACAGAGUGAUCCAGCAGGCGAUGGCACUGGAUCAGGUGCCUCGAGCCGAGAGAGGCCCUCUCCACGGCUUGCCGAUUGCAGUCAAAGAUGUCAUCUACACGAAAGAUAUGCCAACUGCGCACAACUCACCUUUGUACGGUGGGAGCUUCCCCAAAGUCGACGCUGCAUCUGUCACGAUCCUUCGCCAAGCUGGUGCUCUGAUUUUCGGUGAGUGUUCUGUUUCCUCUGCAAGCACUUCUCAUGCUCACCAUCUUCCGCCAGGCAAAACCACCACCACCGAAUUCGCAGCCACUGGAGUUGGUCCCGAGACCCGCAACCCGCACGACCUGGCCCGCACGCCCGGCGGCUCCUCGACCGGCUCCGCCGCCGCCGUGGGCGACUUCCAGACCCCGAUCGCCCUCGGCACCCAGACUGGCGGCUCCACCAUCCGGCCGGGCUCCUUCAACGGCAUUUACGCCUUCAAGCCAACGUGCGGUGCCAUCUCCCGUGAGGGCCAGAAGCUCUACGCUCCCAGCUUCGACACUCUGGGCUUGUUCGCCCGCUGCGUCGACGACCUCAUCCUGUUGACUGGCGUGUUCGCCGUCGAGGACGACAAGGAGAGCCGGUUUCGCGGCGUUGAGGGCGAACGGUUCGCUAUUUGCAAGACCAUGGCUUGGGAGCACGCCGGGGAGGGCACCAUAGCCGCCUUAGAAUGCGCCGUUGAGCUACUCCAGGCUAACUGCGCCAUCGUUGAGGAGCUCGAUCUCGGCCCCGAGUUUGCCAGCCUGCCCGAGUGGUACGACAUCAUGCUCAGCAGGGAGGGUGGGACAACCUUCCUGCCUGAGCACCGCGUCGGCAAGGAGAAGCUCCACCCUACACUUGUCAGCCAUGUCGAGAACUCGGAUGGCGUCAGCCACAAGGCCUAUCUCAAGGCAUUUGACGGGAUCGCGGCGCUGCGACCUCGGAUGGAUGAAAUCGCCAGCCGCUAUGCCGCAAUUCUCACACCGAGCGUACCAGAUGAGGCGCCCAUCGGUCUCGAGAGCACUGGAAGCUAUGUGUUCUGCAAGAUAUGGACGGAACUGACGGGAAGACAGGCGCUCCAUACCCCCGUGCUGAACGUCCCAGGAUUCAAGGGCGCAAAAGGCCUGCCGAUUGGAUUGUCCUUGGUUGUGCCGCGGUACCAAGACAGACAACUGCUGAGAGUGGGCAAGGCGGUGGGCCAGAUCUUCGAGUCUGAGGGCGGAUGGAGACGGCAGGUCCACCGCGCAGAUGAAGCUUUAGAGAAGUGA
Messenger RNA from Ilyonectria robusta, 1413 nucleotides. Its product is annotated as amidase signature domain-containing protein. The record is from RefSeq and is a predicted model, not a curated record. NCBI's taxonomy places the organism in Eukaryota, Fungi, Ascomycota, Sordariomycetes, Hypocreales, Nectriaceae. Gene Ontology annotation, molecular function: catalytic activity. The transcript has 4 exons. Bases 1 to 1413 code for a protein of 470 amino acids.